AUCUUGCACAGGUAGCAACCGACCAGGAAGAAUAAACACCUGACGCCCGCCAUGUUUGAUCAAGAAGACCUGAAGUUUACCAAUGGGGUAACGUUAGGUUAAGUUCCCCUAUAGUUACAAGGGAUCCCUAACCAUGGACCCCAGGAGGAGUGCCCAGGAUGUUGUACGCUGCACCCUGUGUCAGUACUCUGUGGCCCCCAUGUACUGUGAAGUUUGUCACAUACAUCUGUGUAAAGACUGUGUAGAGACACAUUUAUCCGAUUCCUCUAAAGUUCAUAAAGUGGUGUCACUAAAACAAUAUUUAACCACUCUGAACUAUCCCAAGUGUAGGAAACACCCCACCAAACAAUGUGAACUCCACUGUGAACAAUGUGACAUUCCUAUUUGUGCAAAGUGUAUUUCCUCUGGAAAACAUUCAGGACAUAAAAAAAUUGACAUUUUCCAAAGUUUUGAAAUAAAAACAGGAAUUUUAGAAAAAGAUUUGCAAGAAUUUGAAAAAUUCAUUUAUCCUAAAUACAAAGAGAUUGCAUCCAACAUCCCAGUGCAGAAAGCUGAUCUGAGUAAAAACUCCCAGAAAUUGACAACAGCAAUUGACAAACAAGGAGAAGUCUGGCACAGAGAAAUAGACAUCAUUAUCACAAACCUGAAAUCUAACGUGGAGGAAAUGGAAUCCAAACACCUGCCCAUCCUAAAUAAACAGGAAGAUGAAAUCACACACACAAUUUCUGAAAUCACACAGACUAUUGCUGAACUGAAGAAGUUACUGAACUCCAAAGAUGUCUGCCUUGUCUCUGAGUACAAAUCCAGGAACGCUGAAUUCAGAAGAUUGCCUCCUAAACUCAAAGUGUCCUUUCCAAUCUUUAGGCCUCAGGGAAUCCACACAGAUCAGCUGAUUAAACAGUUUGGUUCUCUGUCAGCAUUAUCUUUUACAACAGAGAAACAAGACUACAGCAUGCCGCCCCAGGGAGCCGAGUCCUCUCCCCCAGACCGGUCACUGAUGGAUGUACCUCGGAUCAUCACAGAUAUAGACACAGGGUAUAGGUAUGGACUAUGUGGUGUGAUGUGUCUGAAUGAUACAGAAGUAUGGACGCGUGGUAUUGACAACAUGAUGAAACUCUACAACCUCCAAGGGGAACUAGUGGAGUCCAUCCAAACCAAGUCAGGGAACGCUCCACAGGACAUAGCAGUGACAAGGAGUGGGGAUCUAGUUUAUACUGAUUACGAUGUUAGAACUGUGAACAUAGUGAAGAAUACACAGAUACAGACAGUGAUCAGACUACAGGGGUGGAGACCUCGCGGUAUCUGUAGUACCUCCUCCGGUGACCUCCUGGUUGUCAUGGUCAGUGAUGAUAAAGAUGAUAGUGAUGAGAGUGACAGUGAUGAUGAUGAUGUACAAACAAAAGUUGUGCGUUACUCUGGCUCCACAGAGAAACAAAGUAUUCAGUACGACGACAAAGGACAACCUCUUUAUUCAUUUGGUGGCACUAAAUACAUCAGUGAGAACAGGAACCUAGAUAUCUGUGUGUCAGACAAUAGAGCCUGCGCAGUAGUGGUGGUCAAUCAGGCCGGGAAACUCCGGUUUACCUACACUGGACCUCCCUCUACUACCAAGAGAUCAUUUGAUCCAUACGGCAUCACAACAGACAGCCAGGGUCGGAUCCUGACAGUAGACAGUACCUAUAACAACGACUGUAUCCACAUCCUGGAUCAGGACGGACAGUUCCUCCGCUACAUUGACAACUGUGAUUUACAGGCUCCACGUGGUUUAUGUGUGGACACCAGAGACAACCUCUUUGUGGCUGAGUGUGUCACAACUAAAGUGAAGAAAAUCCAAUAUUACAUGUAAAUCAAUGAACUGUAUAAAUCAGAUGUAAACAAAGCGUAUAAGUAUAAAUUACAUACUGUGUGUAGAUAUAAUGUAAACAAACUAUACACAUUGCAUGUCAUCAUACGGUGUGUAGCAGAUUUAAACACGCUGCGUGUGGAUAAUUUAAUGUAUCACACAUAAACUGACCGUGUCUACAAGAUGUAAACAGACUGUCUAACUGUAUCUGUGUUAGGUUUUUAUGAGUUAAUCAUUCCAUUUCUUCAAUCUUUAUUUGUUUAUAUAUCAUAUGUUUGUAUGUAAACAAAUUGUUCUUUAAUAUUUUUUCUAUUUAUAGAUGUAUAUAUAGUGACUGUUUUACUGUGUCUAUAAUCUGUGUUUGUUACAUUAGAAUGAAUGGACUGUAUUUGUUACAUGUGGUUAUCAGCAAACUCUGUGUGAAAUAUGUUUAAAUUACACUUAAUGGGUUAACAGACAGGUAGCACUCAAUUCUUUACCAGCAAUGGAGCGAGGCCACAAAGGGACUGAGGCCCAUUACUUAUAUAGAGGAGUGAUACCAGUAUAUUAACCCAAUCAGAAUUCAUAUACAAUGAGACAACUGUUGUGACUUACCUUUAAACCUUUAGAAUUAGAGUAGAUGUUUGAUUUCCUGCUAAUCUUGUAUCUUCUGUUCUAACUUCAUAGAAUCCUUGUGUGGAAUAUUCCUUCCUUUGGUGUUUUUAUCUAGGAGUUUUUGCAGAACUGAUUUAAAGAUUCUGAAAAUGUAUUUAGACAAUGAGUAAAUUGACAUAUAUAAACAUGAUACUGCUUAUGAAUGCUUUAUGAUAAUUUGUUUUUUAAUAAAACUUUAGAAGAAAGAAA
Messenger RNA from Magallana angulata, 2686 nucleotides. RefSeq lists its product as uncharacterized. Gene Ontology annotation, biological process: positive regulation of DNA-templated transcription. Gene Ontology annotation, molecular function: ubiquitin-protein transferase activity; zinc ion binding. The record is from RefSeq and is a predicted model, not a curated record. The coding region runs from base 134 to 1846 and encodes 570 amino acids. NCBI's taxonomy places the organism in Eukaryota, Metazoa, Mollusca, Bivalvia, Ostreida, Ostreidae. The transcript is spliced from 2 exons. Gene Ontology annotation, cellular component: chromatin; nucleoplasm.